Messenger RNA from Lates calcarifer (barramundi perch), 1644 nucleotides. RefSeq lists its product as uncharacterized. The record is from RefSeq and is a predicted model, not a curated record. Bases 155 to 1135 code for a protein of 326 amino acids. NCBI's taxonomy places the organism in Eukaryota, Metazoa, Chordata, Actinopteri, Centropomidae. The transcript is spliced from 9 exons.
AAAAAGAAGCAGCAGCAGAACAAGAAGCAGAUGAUCUCUGUUCCUGUUUAUAUUGUCAGAUGUGAAAGUGAAGUUGAGAGAGAAGGAGGCAAGGAGGACUCAGAUCAUCUGAGGGAUGUGAGCUCCGGGUCCCACAGUCUGGUCCCGAACAGACAUGGACGAGAUCAGUCCUCUGUUGGGCAGCCAACCACAAGAGAGCCCAGACCUCCUGUCUCCGAACCUGAGGCCCAGACACCAGGAGCUGAUCCCAACACCGUGUGGACCGAUAAAGUCCUGGUCGGAGCUGUCAUGUCUGCUGAAGCUCUACUUCUGCUUCACCAUAGCGUCUCUGUUGGCGCUGCUCGGCCUCACGCUGAACAGUAUCUACAAGCAGCGCAUGGAAACAGACGUGUCCGACGAGGACAACCUCACCGUGUCUCUCAUCCAGCUGCUGUCAAUACUGUUCUGUAUCUACUACAUCAGCCGUGGCGUGCUGCAGGAGAACAGACAGGAGCUGGUGGCGUUCGUCCUCAGCGUGUUGGUGGUCAUGAUCCGAUCGGUGGUCAACUUCUCCGUGCAGGGGUCAAAGGGCAAACAGGAGCUGCUGGUUCGUUUUGUGUGCAUCAUGUGUCUUGGUGUGGUGCACGUUUUCUGCACCUCGCUGCUCAUCCAGAGGCCCAACAUGAUGGCGUUCCGUGUGGGCGGGGCCUUGGAGACCCUCCAGGAGCAGUACUUCCUGCUCAACCUGUGUUUCUCCAUGGUGACCUUUGACCUGCAGGCUCAGUUGUGUCUGUGCAUUCUGAUCACGACGUCGGACUCGGCCAUGUUUGCACGCAACAGCAUCAUCCUGGGUGUCGGAGUGGUCUGGGCCUGUCUGACUGCCGCUGUAGGAGCUGUCGCAGUUUUAAAGGAGGCCAAGGUCCUGGUUUGGGUCUUCAUGGUGCAGAACCUUCCUCAAGUCGCCUUCUUUGUUUAUCUGAUGUACACGGUGGCAGUGAAAUGGUUCGCGGACAACACAUACACACUGGAGGCAGCUGCUGUCACCGGAGCUUUGAUUUCACUGGUGAUUAAACUGGUUUUAUUCUGGGGCCUCAUCAGGCUGGUGCACAGCUUCGGCCAAGGCCUGAGGGAGAGAAUGUUUGCAGCCAGUAAGUGAUAAAACACGCAGCGGCCGUGGACCAAGGACACAGCUGCAGAUGAGGGCCUGACAUUAAGAUUUAUCUCUGAGGAGCUCCAGUUUUUAUUCAACAGUAACUCCACCACAAUAAUCAGUCUGAUGUUUCCUGUAUAGUUUCUAUUUUAUUCUGCUAACGUGUCUUUGGUCAGUGUGCCUCUCGUUUAUUUUACAGGAUGUAAAAUCAGCUGUAAGACUGAAAUCAAACAGUUUUAUAUGAAACCACAGGAGAUGCCUUUGUAGCUUGGAUACACGAUAGUUAUUAACUGUUCUCUGUGUAGACACCAAAGUUUUUAAGUGGCCAACAUGCUCCAUUUAAAACAGAGUUCUUAUCUUAAAAGGGUUUUUUGUGUCGAAGUUGACUGACUUUAGUUUGCUUUUUUAAAUCGUAACUUAAAUCUUGUGAUCUGCAUUGUCUUGGCUCCUUUUUUGGGCGACUGGAAUAUUUUUAUUGACAGAAUUUUUUUUACUAAACUUUCUGCUGCACCUUA